ACACAGCGUGUCCGACGGCGAGCGAGCGACAAGAACUUAUUCAACUUAUUCAGGACGUGACGUAGUUAACAUCCUGCACGGGUAUCCUGGUACACGGCAGUACCCCUCCGACGACUCAUUCCUGCUCCUAAAAAAAACUCCACACCCAGACGACCGCAGCCACAAGAACGCCCACCCCUCCACCAACAGAAGACACCAACAAUGAGGGCAGCAAGGAGCUCCCAAACGGGAACGGAGAGGGAGAGUGAGAGGUGCCUCAUCAUGGGAAUGGGCCUGAAUCUGAGGCAGGGGCACAGGUGGCUUGUAUGGCUGCUGCUCCUGCUUUUGGCCAUUCCCCCGCAGAUGGUAGACGGCCGUUACCUGCCCACAAGGUCGCACGGCGACGAUUUGGACAAGUUGCGUGAACUGAUGCUGCAGAUCUUGGAGUUGAGCAAUGAGGACCCACAGCAGCAGCAGCAGCAACAGCAGCAGCAGACGAUGCCCCAACAACACCCACUUUUGCGUCUGCACAAUGAGGCCAACAGCGGCAGCAGCAGCACGGCUGGUGGCAGCAGCAACGGCAACAAUCCACGCGUAUCCAACGGCAACUCGAAUGCCGCCUGGCUCCAAAAACUAAGCGCCAUGGGUGCCCUGGACGAGCUGGGCGGAGAUGCCCCCCGUAUGGGACCCAACUAUGGACGCUAUUAGAGGGGAAUCUCAACAAGCACCUGACGACCUGACGACCACACGACACCACGACGACAAUGGAAUGGGUCUACCGGGGGGAGAAUGUGGGGGGAAAUGUUUUUGUGAAUGAAACAGUUUUUGAAUGGCAGAAGAAUGGCAGAAAGGGGAGUCCGUGGGGCAGAGCACACUGUACAUAGAAGUGGAUGACGGCAGAGCACAUCGUGUACAGAGAAGGAGAUGGGGCAGGGAAGUACUACAGAAGAGGGCAGAGCUUAAGAGGAAAUGGUCAAGGGAUUACAGACCCCAUGGCAACCCAAAAAAGGAAAUGUGUGAAAAUCUGUGAAAAUGCAUGAAAAUGGGCAACUAAAUGGAGUUAGGGAAACCCUUCAGAACCACUUGCUAAUACUUGCAAGUAUAUUUAAGCCCUUAUGAACCAUUUGAAUGGCUUUUGAGACAUUUUCAACCAUUUUAUGCUAGUUUGCACCUUUUUUAAGGACCACUUUCCGGGUACUUUAAAUCUUUCUGAAGUAUUUUCACCAUUUUCAACCUUUUUCAAACGUUUUUCACAAUUCUAAAAAGCUUUGAGGAUCUGUGAAGUAUACUUUUAACAUUUAAACAUUCUGAAAGGUGAUUUAA
Drosophila persimilis is the source of this 1302-nucleotide messenger RNA. RefSeq lists its product as uncharacterized. The record is from RefSeq and is a predicted model, not a curated record. The transcript has 3 exons. Bases 202 to 687 code for a protein of 161 amino acids. Lineage: Eukaryota; Metazoa; Arthropoda; Insecta; Diptera; Drosophilidae.